Molecule: messenger RNA, 996 nt
Organism: Brassica oleracea var. oleracea
Lineage: Eukaryota; Viridiplantae; Streptophyta; Magnoliopsida; Brassicales; Brassicaceae
Product: stem-specific protein TSJT1
Exons: 4
Coding region: 73-822 (249 amino acids)
Source: RefSeq, a predicted model, not a curated record
UCGUAAAAGUCAUUUUCUCUACUUUUAAUCUCUCCCUCUGUUUUACUGUCUGUGUGAUCAAGAAGAAAGAAAAUGUUGGCGAUUUUCGACAAGAACGUGGCAAAAGCCCCCGAGGCUCUAACGAGUCAGGAAGGUGGAUCUGUUUGUGCUCUUAAAGAUGGGUUCUUACCAAACCACUUUGCUUCCAUCUACCCUGGUGCUGUCACCACCAAUCUCGGAUCUUCUGGUCUCAUCGCUUGCUCCCUCCACAAGCAGAACCCUCUUCUCCCCAGAUUGUUUGCUGUGAAUGAUGAUAUGUUCUGCAUCUUCCAAGGACACAUAGAGAACAUUCCAUUUCUUAAACAGCAAUAUGGACUCACAAAAACAGCAACCGAGGUCACUGUUGUGAUCGAAGCCUACCGAGCCCUCAGAGACCGUGGUCCAUACCCUGCAGAUCAAGUCGUGAGAGAUUUUCAAGGGAGAUUUGCCUUCAUGCUCUUUGACUGCACCACAAAGAAUGUCUUCCUUGCUGCGGACGCAGAUGGUAGCGUUCCUCUAUUCUGGGGAACUGAUGGUGAAGGCCAUCUCGUUCUUUCUGAUGAGCUUGAAACCGUGAAGAAAGGUUGUGGUAAAUCAUUUGCGCCAUUCCCUAAAGGGUGCUUCUUUACCUCGUCUGGAGGGUUGAGGAGCUUUGAGUUUCCAUUGAACGAGUUAAAGCCUGUACCAAGGGUGGACAGUUCGGGGCAGGUGUGCGGUGUGCUUUUCAAAGUGGAUUCCGAGGCCAAGAAAGAAGGUGCAAUGCCUAGAGUCGGCAGUGUUCAGAAUUGGUCUCAACAAAUCUGAAAGGCUAAAAAGUGAUUUUAGCUGAGUUUUAAUUUACUUUGUUGAACUCUGGCUGUGUUCCGGAGCUUUGAGAUCUCGUAGUUUCAAUCUUUCUCUUGAUUUUCUCACACUGGCCAUUCUAAGGUUUCUCUGGCUCUAUUCAAACUAGGAAUAAAAGACAAACUUCUGAUUCAA